GGAGUCCCCCAGACUGCUUCCUCGAGCUGCCUUCCUCCCUGGGGCCUGCUGGUCGAUCGAUCUCUACAUUGAUCCUAUCCCAGAUCGUUUCCAAGAACCACACACAAACCUCUAUCUAGGAGAUCUCUCGGCAGCCGGUGCGUAGAAUAAUCCGUCAGUCCCAGAGGGAUCGGAUGGGUUGCUCUUGAGCUACGACUACGUGCAGGGCACAAGCAGAUACAAGCACGAGGCGGGAAGAGCUCCGGCCAAGUAGGGAGGCCCCCUUGUUUAGUUGGAACCAUUGAAUACAUGGGCAGACCUCGAGGGAAGAGCAAGAAAGCGAUCGAAGCCGCGAGCAACGACGACGAAGACGGCAGCAGCGGCGAGGAGGUGCCGCCCACCCCCAAGAGGAGGGGAAGAAGGCCUCAGAAGCCUCUCAACGACGACGCCGACGACAAGGACACCGCCGAGGCCGAGGAGGAUGCAGGAGACGGCGCAAAACCCGUCGUGCAGCCAAGCAAGGACUCCAAGAGCUCGGCUGAGGGCGGAGGCAAGAAGCGGCGGCGGCGGCGGCUAAAGCGCGGCCCCGACGAGCUGGUGGAAGAAGAGGGCGAGGAGGGCCGUGUGAAGUCCAAGUCCAAUGGGUUCCGGCCGAACGGAAGCCGGCGGAAGAGCACUCCCCGGCGAGCCGCCGAGGCCGGGGUGGAGUGCAAGUGAAGCGAGCAUCUGCCGGAAAAGCUAGAGCGAGCCACUUGUGUUUUUACCCUCUCUGUUUUUUUUUUGCAUUUUCACUGAAGCUUCUACCCAUUUCUGCUACAGAGAUCAAACAUGCAUCUUUUGAAGCGUGUGGUAGUUCAGUUUCAUUUCUUAGGAGCACGAUCAUGUUCGUGCCAUUAUGUGCUGGUCGGUGGAUGACAAGCUAGCUAGUUAUAGGCUUAUAGCUCGUGCGUUCGUUAGCAUCAAGGUAGUGAGUAGUGACUGGUGGUUUGCGUCAAAAGUUUACGCAAGCAUUCCCGGUGAACUAUUUAGUAUUUACCCUCUGUUCUGUAAAUUCCUGUUCAGUUACCGCAA
Messenger RNA from Panicum hallii, 1050 nucleotides. RefSeq lists its product as uncharacterized. Bases 289 to 696 code for a protein of 135 amino acids. The transcript has 2 exons. The record is from RefSeq and is a predicted model, not a curated record. NCBI's taxonomy places the organism in Eukaryota, Viridiplantae, Streptophyta, Magnoliopsida, Poales, Poaceae.